AUGAUCAAAUUGCCAAUUAGACAUAAUGUUUUUGUAGACUAUUUCUGUACUUCUCCACCUCCGCCGCCUACUCCAGGAGGUGUGACAUCGUUUGAAAUUGACGAGAACAGAGAAACGUUUCUCGUCGGAUCAAGAGUGAAUUACACGUGUCCGGACGAGUAUAUCUUAGAUGGCAUUCCUUAUCGCGUUUGCACUAAAAAUCUCAAUUGGGAGCCACAUUCUAAAAUUCACAAUUGUCGAAAAAACCUUCAAGUUUGUCCGGAUCCUGGAGUACCGGAGAAUGGAAUACGUAGAACAAUGUCGUUUGCGGAAGGGCGUCUCGCUUCAUUUGGUUGUCAACCUGGAUUUACAUAUCAUGGAACCGGCUUGCGUACUUGUAAAGUUGAUAAGCAAAAUAACACGUUUUGGGAUGGCGAGGAAGGUUACUGUGAAAGCGAAUUCAAGUCUCCGUUGGGUUUAGCAUUUCAACUAAAAGAAACUUUUACUGACCGUGUGGGGGCAUGCGUUAAUGACAAUUCUCCUUCCGCUUCAACUGUUGAAACCCCAACUGCUUCCGCUUCAACUGUUGAUACCCCAACUGCUUGCGCUUCAACUAUUGAUACCCCAACUGCUUCCGCUUCAACUGUUGAAACCCCAACUGCUUCCUCUUCAACUGAUGAAUUAAAUUGUCCCAACGAGGCUGACAAUCAACUUCCUGCGUCACCAGAUUGCAGAGGCCGUACAGUGGUUGUUGGAGAAGGAUGCAUUGAUUUAAUAUAUAUAGUAGAUUGCUCAGAAAGCGUAGGCGAAGAAAACUUCCGUAACAGUCUCGACUUCGUGGGUCGCUCGGCAGCGCUGUUUAAUAUCAACAACGAUACCACUAGAAAUGAUACUGCGAGAGUAGCUCUCAUCACUUAUGACGACGACGUGCAUCCCAUAUUUAAUCUGGGAGAAAAGGCAACUCUAGUUGAAACGAUUAACGCAAUAAACAAGACUAAGAACUGUGGAGGUGCAACAGCAAUAAGGAAAGUAUUGAAAUUCGUUAUGGACAAAGUAAUUCCAUUAGUAAGACAACUAUGUAAAAUAAUCUUAUUUCUGUUUUCUGACGGUGUAAACAAUUGGGCAGGAGACCCAAUGAAAGAAGCAAAAGCCUUAAAAGAAGAGAAAGACAUAGAAAUUUACACUAUUGCCUUCGGAGUUGCAGAAAAUAAGAGAGUUGACUCGAAAGCACUUGAAACGAUCGCGACCAAUCCCAAUUAUUAUUUUAAAGUGCAAGACGCAUCAGCCAUAAGAGAUGCAUUGAAAAAAGCAUUUACAACUAAAGUUGACUUUUGCAAAACUUGUGGUAGAGCUGUCGCUCCAAAAUGUAGAAACCAACACAAUGGCGUGUGUCUUUCGAAAACGGGUGCGUGGCCUUGGAUGGUCGCCAUUUACAGGAUUGAACGAGGCAAUCCCGUUUUUCACUGCGGAGGCGCGAUAAUUAGUGAAUGUAUGAUUUUGACUGCAGCUCACUGCCUCUUUCGUCAAAACAUUGAGGAACUCUUAGUUGUUGUCGGAGACACGCAGCGGUUUGUCAAAGAAUUUAGUGAGAAAACACACACAAUUGAACGAGUUUUUAUACAUCAGGAAUAUGAUCCAGUCUCUUUUAAUCGAGACAUCGCUCUGAUAAAGUUGACUUGCAAUGUCACAUGCUCUCCAUACGUACGAAAAGUUUGUUUGCCAACUUCACAGGACAAUAUCUUCUACAUUCCUGGAAUCAUGUGUAUAGUAGCAGGAUGGGGAGCCACGGAAAGAAGAGAACUAGGCGGAAAUUCGAGCGCAAAAUCGACAGCCAUGAAAGAACUUCAUCUUCCUAUUGCAGACAAAACAGUUUGUAUAGAAAGUACUUCGCCUCAAUAUAAGGAAGAUGUCACAAACUAUACAGUUUGCGCUGGAGACGGUACUGGCAACAAUGACGCUUGCGAUGGCGAUUCAGGAGGACCUCUCUUUUGUAAACGCGAAACGCAAAAUGAAAUCGAAGAGGACGCUUACGUUGUCGUAGGAAUAGUCAGUUGGGGAGAAGGAUGUGGACAGCCCAGAAAAUACGGUAUAUUUGCACACAUGCUGAAUCUGAUGGAUUGGGUCAAAAGUGUGAUGGACAUAAACAAAUGUCCGUUGGCACCCGACGGCGCAGAAGAGGAGGACCUGUGCCCUCCACCUCCAAUUGAACUAUCCUAAUUCUAGUGCAUCGUUUACUAAACAACUGACAGUGGCGUUGGACUCUUUGCGAUUAGUUUAAAGUCGACGUAGAACGUGCCUGUGGUUUUGUUUGUAGGUUUAUGUUAUUGUGCAGCGGAUAGUGGUGCUUGAAAUUGCGUCAGAAAUGUUGCUCUGACGUUAAGAUAGUUUAGAAAUUAGCAGCUGUACAAUAAACGUGGCAAAGGUGUUCAGCAAUAACAGUGGUUCAAAUU
Corticium candelabrum is the source of this 2429-nucleotide messenger RNA. RefSeq names its product complement factor B-like. Lineage: Eukaryota; Metazoa; Porifera; Homoscleromorpha; Homosclerophorida; Plakinidae. The transcript is spliced from 4 exons. Gene Ontology annotation, molecular function: serine-type endopeptidase activity. The record is from RefSeq and is a predicted model, not a curated record. The coding region runs from base 1 to 2196 and encodes 731 amino acids. Gene Ontology annotation, biological process: proteolysis.